AUCGUCUCCAGCAAGAAAAUAACAAGGACUCUCCUUCUGGGGAACGGCAAGCCGGCUGGGAAAGGGAUGAUAACGAUAGCUGCCCAAGAGCUCUCGGAUAACAGGGUGAUAACUCUGAGCAUGGCCGGCAGAAAACUGGAUAAGAAGGACCUGUUUGGAAAGUCAGACCCCUUCUUGGAGUUUCAUAAACCAGGUGAUGAUGGGAAGUGGAUGCUGGUCCACAGAACAGAGGUGAUCAAGUACACGCUGGACCCCGUCUGGAAGCCGUUCACCGUGCCUUUGGUGUCACUGUGCGAUGGAGAUGUAGAGAAGCUGAUAAAGGUGAUGUGUUACGACUACGACAGCGAUGGGGGACACGACUUCAUCGGGGAAUUUCAGACCUCGGUGGCCAGGAUGUGUGAAGCCCAAGAUGCCUUGCCGCUUGAGCUAGAGUGCAUUAACCCCAAAAAGCAAAAGAAGAAAAAGAAUUACAAGAACUCUGGGAUCAUCAUUGUCAAGUCCUGCAAAAUAACCAGAGAUUUCUCCUUCCUGGACUACAUCCUGGGAGGCUGCCAGCUGAUGUUUACCGUUGGGAUUGACUUCACAGCCUCCAACGGGAACCCGCGAGAACCCUCCUCUUUGCACUACAUCAACCCCCUGGGGACAAACGAGUACUUGUCGGCUAUCUGGGCUGUCGGCCAGAUCAUCCAGGACUAUGACUCAGACAAGAUGUUUCCUGCUCUGGGAUUCGGCGCCCAGCUGCCCCCGGACUGGAAGGUAUCCCAUGAGUUUGCCAUUAACUUCAAUCCCACGAACCCAUUCUGUUCAGGUGUCGAGGGCAUUGUCCAAGCGUACUCGGCCUGCCUGCCCCACAUCCGCUUCUACGGACCCACCAACUUCUCCCCCAUCAUCAACCACGUGGCCCGCUUCGCGGCUCAGGCCAUUCAACAGGAGGCUGCAUCC
Molecule: messenger RNA, 942 nt
Organism: Balearica regulorum gibbericeps (East African grey crowned-crane)
Lineage: Eukaryota; Metazoa; Chordata; Aves; Gruiformes; Gruidae
Source: RefSeq, a predicted model, not a curated record